Lutra lutra (Eurasian river otter) is the source of this 646-nucleotide messenger RNA. RefSeq names its product gastric inhibitory polypeptide (gene GIP). Gene Ontology annotation, biological process: regulation of fatty acid biosynthetic process; response to glucose; response to starvation. Bases 100 to 534 code for a protein of 144 amino acids. Gene Ontology annotation, cellular component: extracellular region. NCBI's taxonomy places the organism in Eukaryota, Metazoa, Chordata, Mammalia, Carnivora, Mustelidae. The transcript has 6 exons. Gene Ontology annotation, molecular function: glucagon receptor binding; hormone activity. The record is from RefSeq and is a predicted model, not a curated record.
UUGAGACAGGCUCCAAAGGACCAGAAGGUAGGAGGAAGAAACCCUUGCCCUGUCCUCCUGGAAGAGUCGGGAAGAAAGCCAGGAAAUCACCCUUGGAAGAUGGUGGCCGUAAAGGUCUUCAGUCUGCUGCUGGGGUUCCUGCUCCUGGCAGUGGUGCUCGGAGAGAAGGCAGGUGGUCACUCCAGAGUCCACAUGAAGGUCAGUGGCUCCCGACCUCGAGGCCCCAGGUACGCCGAGGGGACUUUCAUCAGUGACUACAGUAUCGCCAUGGACAAGAUCCGCCAGCAAGACUUUGUGAACUGGCUGCUGGCGCAGAAGGGGAAGAAGAACGACUGGAAACACAACAUCACCCAGAGGGAGGCCGGGGCCCUGGAGCUGGCCCAUCAAUCUAACAGGAAGGAGGAGGAGAGGGAGCAGCAGGGCUCCCUCCCCAGGAACCCCAGUGAUGAAGACUUGCUCAGGGAUUUACUGAUGCGAGAGCUGCUGGCCUGGAUGGUGGAUCAGAUGGAAGUCUGCAGGCGCAGAUUUCAGUGACUCAGACCAAACCCAGCUCGGGCCUGGACUCUGCCCUUAGCUCACUCAGGACUCAGCUCCACUCCAGGGUACCCAAGAGAAGCCAAACCAAUAAAGUUUAAGCUGAAAUAAA